AUGGCUGCCGCUGCCGCCCGUCCUCUAGUCACUGUCCAAUCCCUGGAAAAUGACAUGGCCACCGAUGGAGGCUCCGCCAACUCCAUACCACUUCCCGACGUGAUGAAGGCGGCGAUCCGCCCUGACCAGGUGACAUUCGUGCACGGCCAAAUUUCCAAGAAUGCUCGCCAGCCUUACGCCGUGUCCAAGAAGGCUGGACACCAGACCUCCGCCGAGUCAUGGGGAACCGGACGCGCUGUGUCCCGUAUCCCCAGGGUGCCUGGCGGCGGGACCCACCGCGCUGGACAGGGUGCUUUUGGCAACAUGUGUCGUGGUGGUCGUAUGUUCGCCCCCACCAAGAUCUGGCGCCGCUGGCACAGAGCCGUGAACGUCACACAAAAGCGCCACGCAGUUGUUUCUGCUAUUGCGGCGUCAGUAGGAUGCGAGUCAAAGCUGUUCCUCGAUUGGAAUUUGGUUUUGUGGUUUUAUUUAGAUGGUGCAAGCUUAGUGGGAUUGCUUGCAACAACUGAUGUUUGCAGCAAUUUGAACCUUUUGCUUUGUUACAAUGAGGCUUCAACAAUCAAGGCUGCCAGCAGGACAUGGUACAAGACAAUGAUCUCAGAUAGCGAUUACACUGAAUUCGAGAACUUUUCAAAGUGGUUGGGUGCUUCUCAGUGA
Fraxinus pennsylvanica is the source of this 657-nucleotide messenger RNA. The record is from the annotation of a GenBank genome assembly. Lineage: Eukaryota; Viridiplantae; Streptophyta; Magnoliopsida; Lamiales; Oleaceae.